AAAGGUCUGAAGGUACAAUCUCUUCUUCCUUUUGUCUAGACCUUGCCUUGCCUCAAGGGUUGCAGUUGCCCCUUGUUUUCCAUUGCCAGUAUAUCUUCGGUUCUCGCUUAUUGUUAUCAAUGACUUCCUCCGACCCUGUACCCAUUCCACUAUCACCAUCAAUGGACGCCGACCUUACCCUCGACACUGAAAAUCUACCAACAUACGAUACUGACUUGUCCCUGGCCUCCCCAUCGUACUCUGCUCACCCGGGCCUUACUGAGAUUAGUCUCCAUCCCGAGCCAUUUUCACCAGAGAUCAAUUCCUCUACGCACCAUUGGUCAUGCGAAACGAAACAUAUGAGGAUAGACUUGGGCCCUCACAUAUGGGGGCUUACUUCUCCAAGCUACGGACUUGGAGGAACAGUGGUUGGCAGUGUCAAGUUUUUGGAGCAACGCCAACAUGUUGAGCAAGUCACUGUUUCGUUCGAAGGUCGUCUAACGACUUUCUGCCCUUAUCGGGGCACUAAUGGCGACGCCACUUCAUCAAUAGUUUCUCGCACUUUCCCAUUAUAUACCUCCUGUAUGGGAUGCGUAUUCGAUUGGGAAGCAGAACAUCCAUUCACGAUACCCAUCCCUACGGAAGUCAAUACUCCCGGUGGAGGCACCGCGCCUACACCUCCUUCAUUUAACUGUUAUUUCUAUGGCUCCGCCCUGGAGGUCACCUAUACAAUAAAGAUUGAUAUGGUCCAUAAAGGAAACCUAAACAAUCUACGCAGACAUGAAACAAAAUCAAUACCCGUUUAUUAUUUGCCAAAGACCCACCCAGUGGACCCGCCCCUUUCUACUAUUCCCAGACCCUCCCGACUAAGCGAGGAAACUGACAUCUACCUACACUGGUUGGACCGCGUCCAUACAGCCCUAGCGACACCAUCCUGGGCAAACGCUAAAUGUAAAUCAGACCUGGAGCCUUUUAUGAAAUCUGUAUAUGUUUCGAUACCCACCCCUCAGCGUUUUUCUGCCGGGGACGACAUACCCUUUGCUGUCAGCCUUUUAUUCUCCAAAGAACCUUACUUUGCCAAGCUGCUCACCCGCUGCAUACGGGUUGUACUACUCAAACGCAUCUCCUUCGGACCGAAGAAGAAGACUUUCAACUUGAAACCGGAAGAGAACGACGAUUCAAACCACAGCGAGUGGGUACUCACCUCCGGCCAGCUCAAAUAUCAAAACGAGUUUGCAGAGGGUGUACGACUACUGCGGGGGUAUGUGAAAGCCGGUGCGGCGGGAAAGGAGAGCUCGUGGUUAGUUGACUCUGUCGGUGUUCAGUAUGUGAUACGCGUAACCGUUGUGCCACCAAAGAAUCUGGCAGAACACAUACCGACAUUCCACCACGAAGAGAUUGUGGAAUUAACUACGGACCACUGGGGCCCCUCCCCACAACCUGUUAUCAACGGUAUACCCACCCCAGCUAUCGGGUUAGCGAGUGACCCGCAAUCGAAUUGGAUUGGGAAUACCGUCUAUGCAGUUGUAUGAUGAAUGCGAUGACGUCAAUUGAUAAGGAUUUGCCGUGCUACUAAAUUUAGUCAUACCGCGAUCUUGGAAAGUUGGGCGUUAAACCUUACUUAUUGUCCACUUGGACCCAUCGAUGCUACGAUGAUCGACAUUUGUCUCGAGGG
Messenger RNA from Desarmillaria tabescens, 1654 nucleotides. RefSeq lists its product as uncharacterized. The transcript has 5 exons. The record is from RefSeq and is a predicted model, not a curated record. The coding region runs from base 120 to 1511 and encodes 463 amino acids. NCBI's taxonomy places the organism in Eukaryota, Fungi, Basidiomycota, Agaricomycetes, Agaricales, Physalacriaceae.